Molecule: messenger RNA, 1158 nt
Organism: Aspergillus mulundensis
Lineage: Eukaryota; Fungi; Ascomycota; Eurotiomycetes; Eurotiales; Aspergillaceae
Exons: 4
Coding region: 1-1158 (385 amino acids)
Biological process (GO): protein phosphorylation
Molecular function (GO): protein kinase activity; ATP binding
Source: RefSeq, a predicted model, not a curated record
AUGAUCCCAAACAAUCUCUCGGCCUUUGGGAGUACUCCUUCGCGUCAUGUUAACUCUGCCCCUUUAUAUUCAACAUUACCUCGGCAGGAUAAAUUCACGUAUACCUGUCCUAUUGACGCAGAACCUCUGGAUCGCUAUAAAAGAGGUGGCUACCAUCCAAUUCGAAAAGGAAAUUAUGUUGCUGUGAAAAUCUCUGUGUCCGAGACGGGAUGUGACAGCGUGGUGCAAGAGCUAAAUGUGUUGAAGGAGUUGGCAUCGAGACCUGCCUAUUCCCAAUACGUCGUGCGCUUGAUUGAGAACUUUGAGUUGGACGGACCGAACGGGACACAUUGCUGCCUUGUCUUUGAGCUUUUAGGGCCAAGCGUCCCUGACAUGAUUGAUAUGCGUUUCUCUGAUGGGAGGCUGCCCGGAGCACUCGCCAAGGCCAUUACGAAACAAGCUCUUCUUGGACUUGACUUUCUCCAUCAACAGAAGAUUGCACAUGGAGAUCUUCACACUCGCAAUUUGGCUUUUUCCAUAGACGCCAUGGAGAACGUAUCAGAACAAGAAUUUGUUGAAACACUAGGGGAACCAGAAAUUGGCCGUGUCUACAACACUGAUCGGAAAGAUUUAGGACCCGGUGUACCCCAAUAUAUCGUCAGGCCAGCGCGGAGGUUUUCGUCUCGUUCGCCGUCGUUUGUCAAGAUUAUUGACUUUGGUGAAUCAUUUUUGCAGCAGAGUGCUCCUCACAGUCUUCACACGCCGCUACCUGUUCGCGCGCCUGAAGUUAUAUUUGGGGAUCAUUUGGAUUGCCGUGUGGAUCUGUGGAGCCUGGGAUGCAUGAUAUUUGAGCUUUUCGUCGGCCAACCGCCCUUUGACAGCUUUUUGCUAACACCUAAACUCUUGGUGGAUCAAAUGCAAGAGUUGACCAAUGAACCAUUACCUGAAAGAUGGCAGGGAUUAUGGGAAACAAUGAGCGGCGACGUUACCACAGAAGGCUCGAAGAUCAGAUUGCAGGAAUGGUUACAAGAGAUGUAUUUUGAUGGUGAACGAAACACUGAUUUGAGUGGUGAUGAUAUCGUCAGGUUGGGGAAUAUUAUUCAAAAACUGCUGCGUCUCGAGCCGUCUGCCAGGGCGUCAGCGAGGGAAAUACUAAGCGACCCGUGGUUUCUGGAUUAG